This is a messenger RNA of Emys orbicularis (European pond turtle), 1220 nucleotides long. It is a transcript of the gene AIP, whose product is annotated as aryl hydrocarbon receptor interacting protein. The record is from RefSeq and is a predicted model, not a curated record. The transcript has 6 exons. Bases 46 to 1038 code for a protein of 330 amino acids. Gene Ontology annotation, molecular function: protein binding; peptidyl-prolyl cis-trans isomerase activity. Lineage: Eukaryota; Metazoa; Chordata; Testudines; Emydidae.
GUCCGAGUCGGCGGCGUAGGUAGAAGCCGCUGUGCGGGAGCCAUCAUGGCGGAUCAGGCAGCGCAGCUGCGGGCCGACGGGAUCGCGAAGCGGCUGGUGCAGGAGGGCCGGGGUCCAAUGCCCGACUACUGCGACGGCACCAAGGCCACUUUCCACUACCGUACCAUGCUGUCCGACGGGGAGCACCGCGUGCUGGACGACAGCCGUGCCCGCGGGAAGCCCAUGGAGCUCAUUAUUGGCAAGAAAUUCAAGCUGCCAGUGUGGGAGACCAUCCUGAGCACCAUGCGGGACGGGGAGCAGGCUGAGUUCCUGUGUGACACCAAGCACGUGGUGCUGUACCCGCUGGUGGCGAAGAGCCUGCGGAACAUCGCGGCGGGGAAGGACCCCCUGGAGGGACAGCGGCACUGCUGUGGCAUCGCCCAGAUGCAUGAGCACCACUCUCUGGGCUACCCCGACCUGGAUGACCUGCAGCAGAACCCCCAGCCCCUGAUCUUUGCCAUCGACAUGCUGAAGGUGGAGGCUCCCGGCUCGUACCGGCAGGACCCGUGGGCCAUGACGGACGAGGAGAAGAUGCAGGCUGUUCCGCUGAUCCACGAGGAGGGCAACGAGCUCUAUCGCCAGGGCAAGGUGACCGAGGCAGCCGCCAAGUACUACGAUGCCAUCGCCUGCCUGAAGAACCUGCAGAUGAAGGAGCAGCCGGGCUCCCCAGACUGGAUCCAGCUGGACCAGAAGAUCACCCCCUUGCUGCUGAACUACUGCCAGUGCAAGCUGCUGUGCCACGAAUACUACGAGGUGCUGGACCACUGCUCCUCCAUCCUCAAUAAGUAUGAAGACAACGUCAAGGCCUAUUUCAAGCGGGGGAAGGCGCAUGCCGCCGUGUGGAAUACGGCUGAGGCCCAGGCCGACUUCGCCAAGGUGCUGGCACUGGACCCGUCGCUGGGCCCUGUGGUGGCCAAGGAGCUGCGCAGCCUGGAGACGCGCCUGCGCCAGAAGGACAAUGAGGACAAGAUCCGCUUCAAGGGCAUCUUCUCCCAGUAGCGGCUGUGCCAGGCCCGGGGAGCAGCAGGGUGCUGCCAGAGGGGGCUGUGCCGACCGCCCCAGGGCCUGGGCUGGAGUGAGCUGGCAGCAUCCGUCUGUCUGUCCGUCUGUGUUUGGCGCCCCCGUGCUCCUCGUCCUCGCUUCCCAUGCUCUGUAGCCAAUAAACUGAUAUUUAUCCAUGG